CAUCAUUUGGAGAUCUGACCACAAACAUGGAGACUGAGUCGUCCAGUGGAAAAGAGACUAUGGACACGGCGGGUGACAGUUCGGAGGCGGCGGAUGCACAGACGGGGUCUGGAGACGAUGAGAACGGCCGUCAGCUGGGGGAAGUGGAGCUGCAGUGUGCGCUGUGCAUGAAGUGGUUUACGGCGGACACGUUCAGCAUCGACACGGCAAAUUGCCUGCCGUUCGUGACAAAUUAUGUGUUUCACUGCAAUGUGUGUCACCACAGUGGAAACACGUACUUUUUGAGGAAACAAGCAAAUCUGAAGGAGAUGUGUCUCACUGCUUUGGCAAAUCUGACAUGGAGGUCCAGAACUCAAGAGGAGCAUCCCAAAACAAUGUUCUCUAAAGAUAAGGACAUCAUACCAUUCAUUGACAAAUACUGGGAGUGCAUGACGACCCGCCAGAGGCCCGGCAAACUCACAUGGCCAAAUAAUAUCGUCAAGACUAUGAGUAAAGAGCGUGAUGUUUUCCUGGUGAAAGAACAUCCAGACCCCGGCAGUAAAGACUCUGAAGAGGACUAUCCCAAGUUUGGCUUGCUUGAUCAGGAUCUGGCCAAUAUUGGACCGUCGUAUGACACCCAGAAGCAGAUUACGGCUAUCACGGGUGCUGGAGGGUUAAAUGGUGGAUCGACUUUUUCAGGUGGGCUUCCUCCAGCCGCUACAGGUAAAGGCCGAGGAGCCAAACGCAAACAGCAGCAGCAACAGGACGGAGCCGUGGCUGGAACGGCCAAGAGAACACGCAGUGACCCGCUGUUCUCAGCGCAGCGCCUGCCACCUCAUGGUUAUCCUCUCGAGCACCCCUUCAACAAAGACGGUUACCGCUACAUCCUAGCCGAGCCGGAUCCCCACGCUCCCGACCCGGAAAAACUGGAGCUGGACUGCUGGGCCGGGAAGCCCAUCCCUGGAGACCUGUACCGCGCGUGUCUGUACGAGAGAGUGCUGCUGGCGCUGCAUGACAGAGCUCCGCAGCUAAAGAUUUCAGACGACCGCUUGACGGUGACCGGAGAGAAGGGCUACUCGAUGGGAAUUUUCUCAAAGGCGCUGAUCAAAUUCAAAAGCUACUUGUACUUUGAAGAGAAAGAUUACGUGGACAAGGCCGAGAAGAGUUUAAAACCCACCAGUUCCAGCCGAAUUAUAUUUUUUAAGAACGGAGUGAAUCAAGGUGUGGCCUAUGAGGAUCUGUUCGAGGGCAUGUAUUUCCCCGCCAUAUCCCUCUACAAGAGCUGCACGGUGUCUGUUAAUUUUGGACCUCACUUCAGAUACUCACCAAAAGACAUCAAGUUUCAGCCAAUGAGUGACAUGUGUUGGGGUGCUGUGACUGAACACACGCUGGCUGAUAUGCUGUACCACGUGGAGACCGAAGUAGACGGCCGACGGAGCCCCCCGUGGGAAGGUUAAAUCAAUGCAAAAUUUCAGCCCAAAUAAGGCUGAAAACAUGUUUUCAUGUACCAUUCUCAACAGCGCACAGCAUUUUUUGUUUUAUAUCAUUAAAUCAUUUGGUUAGUCGUAUUCUGUCCUUGUUUUCUAUGCAAGAUUCAAAAUGUCUUUCUCAUAAGUCAGCAUGCAUUUCUCAUAUUUCGGUUUUUAUUUAAUGAAACCUCACACUGCACCAGAUUGUGAUGUUGAUGGAUGAGUCCAGCUAGAAAAUGAUGUUUCGGAUGUUUUAUCUUUUAUGUAAGCUUGUUUUAAUAGUUACAUACUACGUUUCCUCAUACUGCAGGUUUAUUUUAGUAUCAGUCAUAUGAUUUCAUUUCCGUCAUACAGUGACCUGUUGAAGUCUGAUGUUCAGUUGUGUGUGAUGUGGUGUGUGUGUUUAACAGUGUUCUCCGAUGCCAUGGGUUUCCAUUCAUGGUUUUUAUCAGUUGUUUAUUUCUUAAGUGGUUUGUAGUCAUUCAGAUAGAUGUAAAAUAUAUAUUUUUUUGUUGUAAACCAUGUUUUAUACACAAACUUGUUUUAAUAAAGUAAUCUAAAGGAAUAUAA
This is a messenger RNA of Sinocyclocheilus rhinocerous, 2018 nucleotides long. Its product is annotated as set1/Ash2 histone methyltransferase complex subunit ASH2-like. The transcript has 15 exons. The coding region runs from base 27 to 1436 and encodes 469 amino acids. Gene Ontology annotation, molecular function: transcription cis-regulatory region binding. The record is from RefSeq and is a predicted model, not a curated record. Lineage: Eukaryota; Metazoa; Chordata; Actinopteri; Cypriniformes; Cyprinidae. Gene Ontology annotation, cellular component: Set1C/COMPASS complex.